This is a messenger RNA of Bombyx mori (domestic silkworm), 1572 nucleotides long. RefSeq lists its product as uncharacterized. The transcript has 4 exons. Bases 1 to 1572 code for a protein of 523 amino acids. The record is from RefSeq and is a predicted model, not a curated record. Lineage: Eukaryota; Metazoa; Arthropoda; Insecta; Lepidoptera; Bombycidae.
AUGCAGAGUCAACAAGCCGAGGUAACAAUACACCUCCUAUACAGCGAGCUGAGCCAGUCUACGGUCAACAGCGAAGAAAAACGAUCUGAGUUUGAGGAAACUGAAAGGCACUUUCAACAGACCACACAACUGAACAACAACCAAUUUCAGGUCAGCUUACCGUGGAAAGUCCCGCUCAGUCAAGUUAAUAAUUUGCUCGGUGAUUCAAUUUACCAAGCUUUAAAAAGGUUAGGCGCCUUUGUUUUCAGUACAGACUUGAGACAAAUGUUUAGGUGCAUUCUGCUGGAUCCAGAGCAACGUUCGCUGCAACUUAUACUAUUGCGCGACUCACCACAUGAAAACAUCAAGUGUAUUGAACUAAAUACAGUUACAUAUGGUUUUAAAUGCUCAACCUAUCUAGCCACUAGGUUUCUGACUGAACUAGCACACAGGUACGAGGCUGACUUCCCAGCGGCGUCUUUCAUUCUGCAAAAUCAGACAUACUGCGACGACAUUCUCACUUCCAGUAACCCUUUGGAGUCUUUAUCUGAAAUGAAAGAUCAAUUAAUACAAUUACUAGCUCUGGGAGGGUUUCAGGCACAUAAAUGGUCUUCAAAUGCUCCUCAAAUCCUGCAAAACAUACCUAGAGAUAAACAACAUUUUGAUGAUGUCGAUAUACAAAAACAAAAUUACUAUAUAAAAACAUUAGGGGUCACAUAUAAUACUAAUACUGACACAUUCAAAAUAUCAACUCCUAACCAACAGGGGCCCAUGCCUCUCACAAAACGCGAAAUCGUUAGUUUUGUCGCCAGAUUUUACGACCCACUGGGUCUAGCUGGACCUAUCACAGUUUCUGCAAAGAUACUUAUUCAGAAACUAUGGGCAGCUCAAAUCAACUGGGACUCACAAUUGCCUAAUGAUCUUAAAACAGCUUGGUUAGAGUUCUAUAAUAAUUUACAUAGCAUGCAGCCUAUACACAUCACUAGGAAUGUCACUAUGCAGCAGGCAGCCAGCUCACACCUGAUCGGCUAUGCAGAUGCCAGCUGUGCAGCAUAUGGUUACUGUCUUUAUCUGCGCGAAGUCGACAAGGUAGGUAAGGUCAAGGUCACUUUACUCUGUUCGAAAUCAAGACUAGCUCCAUUAAGCCAGAAACUAACAACACCUAGACUUGAGCUAAAUGCCGUGCUUUUACUAGCUAAACUAGUACACAGAGUAUAUUCAUUGUUAUCUCUAAAAAUACAUAUUGAUGAUGUAUCUCUUUUCUCUGACUCUCAAAUAGUCCUGGCGUGGUUUAAGCUAGAUAUUACAAAACUAAAUGCCUAUGUAGCAAACAGAGUAAAGACGAUCUUGGAAUUUACUAAAAAUUUCCUCUGGACAUACGUGAGGACGGGAGACAACCCUGCAGACUGUCUAAGCCGCGGCGCGCAGCCCAACGAGCUCGAGCACAACACGCUGUGGUGGCAGGGACCCGGUUACUUACAUAACAGUAACUACUCUCCGACAAAAGUAAAUAUUAAAAUAUCAGAUAAAAUACCUGAGCUGAAGUCUGGUGAUGCUGCUGAUCCUCUGCCCCUCUCGAGUGCUAUGGCUUAA